Petromyzon marinus (sea lamprey) is the source of this 8288-nucleotide messenger RNA. RefSeq names its product la-related protein 4-like. Lineage: Eukaryota; Metazoa; Chordata; Hyperoartia; Petromyzontiformes; Petromyzontidae. Gene Ontology annotation, biological process: positive regulation of translation. The record is from RefSeq and is a predicted model, not a curated record. Gene Ontology annotation, molecular function: mRNA 3'-UTR binding. Gene Ontology annotation, cellular component: cytoplasmic stress granule; cytosol.
UGAGCUAUCAUUUGUGAUUGCCAGGUCGCUUCUGAAAAAGAGCUACAUAGCUCAGUGGGCCUUACCUGGUAAAAUAAAAAGAGUUUUAUGAUUAUGUUUUCCCAGAUCCACACCACGGGAGAUGUGGACACAUGACACACAAAUGGAAAAUCACAGACUCUCACUCUCUCUCUCUGUCCCCUGUGUGCAACAGCGGCUGCGAACACCAAACCACGGACCACGUAAAUUGGCACUGCUCCCCAAUAUACACGUGAAGGUGGUGGGUGGUGGGUAGGGAAAGGGCUACCCUCCCCCCCCCGACUCAUACAAAUCAAUUAAAUGACUCAAAUAAAAAAAACUCAACACAUUUGUCAAUAACGCCGUGGCUUUAAAAGGAAACGUAUAUAAUAUAAUGUAUGUAUGUUGAACUGCUUUCGCACCAUCACACGGAAAUGUAUAGCAGCAACAAUACCCAUUAGCACGGUUGGCUACCGUACGUAGCCGACCGUGCUAAUGGCCAGAAACGCAACGCAUUCGCCAAAUCAACUCUGCCCUAAAAAGACAAACACAUACACAGUAAAUCCUCGUUAUUUCGGUGUUUGAUCAUUCGUAAUUGGGGAUAAUUGGACACGGCUGCGCUUUCGGCAUAUACACAGUAUAUUAGUAAUUCACCAUGAGCCGAAUUUGCCGUACCGAAUGGUCCAAUAUCGGCAUGCACGUGGGGUGACGCCGAGUACCACGACCAAAACAACGACUCGGUCUGGUGGCGGCGCGCGUGGUCAGCGUCCGUGCAGACGGUGACGUCGCUUUGGACUUGUUUAUGCACUCUGUGCAAGCCAACCCCCGCAGAAAUGUCGUCUACACCUACCGUACAUCAAGGAGUGAUAGAACGGGACUGAAGUAUAAAUCCCUUAGUCUGCGAGACAAAUGCAAUGUUUUGGAUGGAAUGGAUGCAGGUGUGUCAAUGCGUGUAUUGUGUGUGAAGAGUUUGGGGAAAAAAAAAUAUAUUGGGGCAGGAUGCACUGGGGAGUCCCAUUGUACAUAAUUCGGAAUAUUUGAUAAUUCGGCAAGGCUAGAGCCCCAUGUGUCGAAUUAACAAGGGUUUACUGUAUAAAUAAAAUAGGAAAUGUUUUGGGCAGUGGACAUACUUUAUAAGAGAAAGAUGUGCUUUGUGCCAUGAAGAAAGUCCAUUGCCCGAAACGUCGCCUGUUGUGUAAAUUGAAUCACUAAUUCGGUUAAACAAGGUGUCUCUUAUAAAUGCUCAAAAUAGGCCGUACGAAAGAAGCUGCUCGUAAGGUAACAGUGGUGAGCAUUCACGUGACGGUGUACGAUGAAGACGCAGUGUUGUUUAUAACCUUGGUAAUCGAUACAAGUUGUGGUGGCUGAUGGCAGCAGUGGGAGAAACGAGGCAGACCUUUAACUCUGCUCAUGGGCCAGCCACUUGCAGCAGAUUCACCACAGACAGAGGGGGCUGCCUUUGCCCAGCAGGAGUCAAAUGACAGCCCAAGCUAUUUGCGAGCUAUUUGACACAAAUACAAAGAUGCCUCGUAUAGCCUUGAAAGACCUUUUGGGACAAGUGCUAUUAGCGAGCACCUAUCAGAAUGAGAAUCUUUAUAUAUCCUGGAGAAAUCUUAUGAGAUGUGAAGCUCUUUUUCAUAGAUAUCCAGUUUGGGCAAGUCAGAAAGUUACAACAACAAAUAAUGCAAAAAACCCCGAUUGCAGUGCAAAGUAUAGGAAAGGUUAGCAAAUCAAUACAAAUUCAUAUGUUAAAUAGAUUAAGUAUAUCAGUCCAAACGGCAUAAGUGCACCAAUUCCCAAGCUUGGGCAAGGCAGAAAAACAACACCAAGAACAGUCCCAGACCACACCAAGAAAAUACACAGUCCUUCAAUGAAAUUGCACAUUAAAAUUGAUCCUAUGAAGGCUGGCACGGCACAUGAGGGGGUGGGUGGCCAGCACCAUAGCUGGCCUCCGUUGUCUUCCCAGUGACUCGUUUGAAGCUGAAUCGACCUGGGGGAGGCCACAGAUUCGAACUCGCUUCGCUGGUGUUCAUCGCGCAGUCCGUUAACCACUGCGCCACCGCUCCCCACGCACACUCACGUGCAGGCGCGUUGCGAAUGGCUGCGCACAGAUGUAAAGCUUGUUAGCUUCGGAAUCGUGACGGCUGGAUACAUAUUGAAGUUUGAGCUUACUCGAAUUAAACUGGCGCUUACUUGACAAGAAACCAAUGUACUGUAUAUUUGUUGAAGGUAAUGCUAAACUGCCCCAAGUGGUGUAUUGUUAUUCCUACUGAUAGAAUAACAAUGUCUAAUGUGAAUACGUUUGAUCUGUAGCCGUUAAUGCAUGUUAACUUUGGAUCGCAUGUAUGUAUGUAUGUUGAUCUUCUUGCCCAGUCGUGCUAAUCGGAGGUGCGCGGGUUGGGGACAACAAUGGUUGUUGCAUGGGGUCCAAAUGCAACUCCACCUCCAUGCCGUGUACAAAGCCACGAGACCUGUUCAUCGUGGGGAACGAGGAGGAGUAAGCGUGCGUAUGUUACGAGAUGGGAUGAGCCAUUGGCGUUAGGGAAGAGGAAACGUCUUAACCCUGUGCUUGAGUAGAGGGACAGGGAGUCAAGGGUGCCGCGGUGGCGAGAUGUUAUCUGCCUCGCCUGGUAUGGAAGAGGUAGUGGGUUCGAUCCCUACCCUGACUCCUGUUGUAUAUUUGGAGUUUGUGUGUUUCUCUACCUGUGGCCGCGUGGUUUUUUUCACUCCAAAUUUAGAAUCAGCAUUACGCGUUGAGAGCAUCGUUGCUGCCAUACAUUUCCGCGUGACAAGCCCCUUUGUCGAGCUAUCAUUUGCGAUGGCCAGGUCGCUUCUGAAAAAGAGCUAUACAGCUCAGUGGGCCUUACCUCGUAGUAAUAAUAGCACACCUGGGCUGGAGGCGGAUAAUUCCAAGCGACGCAGACAGCAGAGAAGAAGGGGCGGGAAAUCCUCUCACUGCGAGCCAUGGUUGAGUCGAGUCCCCACGUCGGAAGGCCUUGGACUCUCGAGCGGAGAGCACGCCAGGAAGAAGAGAUCAGAAACGAACACGGGGAAAGUUUUCCCCUUAUCCAUUUGCACCCUUCCUCGUCGCCGAGGAUGCUGGCACGGGACAUGAUCCAUGGAUAAUGGGACGAUUCAGGUAUCACAGGAACCAUCGGGUAAGGGGAGUUGAGCGGCUUGGUUGCGUUUCCCUCUGUAAAGAAUGGAUCCUGAGUGGAGAAGCGAAAGAAUUGCAUUUGUGCUCAGAGUACGACUUGGCGUGCUACGCACAUCGCGGUGAGUGUCUGUGUUGUGCGUAGCACUAAUGGAGUCUGAGAGGAAACUGGAGUGGUGUGUGGCAUUUGUGUUUCUCGUGGAUAAGUAGACCUUAAUAUUCAGGUGAGAGCCCAUUCAAGGGAACGUUUGUAGAAUAGCACAUUCCAUGGCUGCCCACCAGCACCACAGUUCUGUAAACUUAUUUGCGCAGACGACAGGACAAUUCCCCUUAAUGCAGGAAAAUGUUGUGGAUGAUGGGAAAAUACGGAAGACGUGCGGUGCCAUAGUCGUAAGUGCGCUGUGUCGGGUGACGAGAGAUGACGGAUAGUGGCAAAAACAACAAACGCAUCAUGUCUGCGUUCACCUUUCAUCAUCAGGUUAAUUUUCCUGACCAUCAUCAGCCUUGGCCCUCGCCACUGCGCCGUCACUAUCCCUCACGGUCCCGCGGUACCACGGCUCGUCUCGCUCCUCGCCACGCGGGCCGAUCUCUCUAAAGCGGUCCACCUCCCCAUUCCACGGCCAUCCUCCGCCGCAUCCCCCUUCAAGCCCUUCUGACGGCGGUCCAAUUCGCAUCCGCCCACCACAUGGCAAACGAAUCACGCGCGGCGGAGCAAGGGAUGGGGGGGGUGGUGGACUGCACGCAGAGCGAGCGAGCGAGCUGCCAGAGAGAGCAGCGAGCGAUGGUCGGUGGAUGUGCAUUCGUACGUACGUGCGUACGCUGAACUUCUUUCGCACCGUACGUAGCCGACCGUGCUAAUAGGGUCCGGCGUGAUAAUGUAAACUCGUGAAGCGAAACACCACGGUGACGAAAUGGCAGUUCCGCACGAUGGCUGCCUGCCUUCGGGCCUGAACCCAUGUGCUAAGGCUUGGCAGAGCCCUCCAGCGGGAGCAGCUGGCCCAGCUACAGCUGGAAGUGAGCCCUCCGCCAAUGGCCUGGACGCACCCAACGAUCAAAGUUCACAGAGCCCCGUUAAUGGGCUGGACGGUGGCAGCAGCAGUGCCAAUGGCCAAGUGAAGGAUGCCAUGCAGUGUGCUGUGGAUUCACCCCUGGCCGAUUCAUUUAAAUCGCACAUGCACAUUGCCAGAGAUGCAGGGCAAGGAGAGCAAGCGGAGUCUCUGCCCGUGCUGUGUGGAGAGGAGCUCCGGGAGGCUCUGCGGAAACAGCUGGAGUAUUACUUCUCCAGGGAGAACCUGGCCAAGGACUUGUACCUGGUAGCCCAGAUGGACAGCGAGCACUACGUGCCCAUAUGGACCAUCGCCAAUUUCAACCAGGUCAAACGGCUGACCACUGACAUGGAUCUCAUCGUCGAGGUCCUCAGAUCCUCAGCGAUUGUCCACGUCGAUGAGAAGGGGGAGAAGGUGAGGCCCAACCAUGCGCGCUCUGUCGUCAUCCUGCGAGAGAUUCCCGAGAGCACUCCUGUCGAGGAGGUCGAAGCGAUAUUCAGCAGUGAGAACUGCCCCAAGCUGAGCAGCUGUGAGUUUGCUCACAACAGCAACUGGUACGUGACCUUCGACUCGGACGAGGACGCCCAGCAGGCGUUUAAAUUCCUUCGAGAAGAGGUGAAGACAUUUCAAGGCAAGCCCCUUUUGGUCCGCAUCAAGGCGAGGCCCGUAGCGCUUGCAUCGGCGCCGCCGAAGAAGGGCUACCCGCUGAUGGGGAGCGGCAGCCUUCAGCCGGCGCCCCAGUUUGUGGUGCCGCUGUUCGUGCAGCCCGUGUACGGCCCUCGGGGCGCCCAGCCACAGUACUCCCUCUACGGGGUCCCCGCCGCGGGAUGGACCACGGCCCAACCCUACGUGGACGCGACUCUGGCACCUUACUCCAGCAUGGGUUAUAUGAAUGGAUACACAUACCCGGGCACGUUCAAAACCAGUGCACUUUUACCGAAUGGAACAAGACAGCACUUGUGGAGAAGCAGAAUGGGCCAAUCGCACAGAAAGACGCCACAAACUUACAGGCAAAACGGCAAGAACGCCAACACCGUGCCUUCCGGCGGCUUCGCUAUCGAGGCCGAGGCCCCUUCGUCGAGCGAGCGGGGAGAGACGUCGGCCCGCACCGAGGCGGCGGCUGGCUCGGGGAGGACCUGGCGUGGGCGGAGAGACUCGCACCCUGCUUGGGGGGAGCACCCCGCCGUCGCCGCCGCCGCCGCCGCCGCCGCCGCUGAGGAAGCCUUCGCCCCCACAGGGAGGGGAAGACGCACCAGCUACAGGGGGAGAAGACGAAAUGACGAUCGUCCAGUUGGCGGACAGCAGCUUCAGACGAGCGAGCCGGCGAGCCCGGCGAUGUCGCGCUUCGAGCUGGCCGCCUCCAGCUUCCCCCCGCUGCUGCCCGCCACUCCCGACAAGCCGCACGCCGCCACCGCCGCCGCCGCCGCCGCCGCCGCCACCGCCAAGCCGAAGGCAGAGGGAGGCGGCUCCUCCUCCUCCCAGCCUGCCGUCCCCGCCGGGAAGCCGCAGCCGGCCACGACCAAAGCUGAGGAGGUUCCAGGCGUGUCGCCCCCACCCUCCUCCCCAUGCAAAACCCAAACGGCACAGAUCUCCGUGCCCAGACCCAGCUUGCCAUCCGCAUGCAGUGUCAGCCCACAGUCCAGCCUUGAGAGAAGCAAACCCCCCAGCCCUCAGCCAGCUGCUGUGGAGGUUUCAUUGACAGCGAAUGAGCAGGAGAAGGACUGCACGACUACAGCCAAGGCCAUUCAACCUGCAGAGCCACAACCCGGCAGCACAGACACGAAGCUGAAGAGGCUUAGCUACGCUCAGGUCUGCCAGCGCGUCUCCAAGGAGUUCCCGGCGCCGCUCAUAGACCCUCUCCUGCAGCCCGGCGAAGAGGAGCCGCCGGCGGAGGCGGGGACGGCCGAGGGCAGCGGGGCCCCGGCAAAGGCCGGCGAUGGCCACGCUCGUGCGGGAUGUGUCGCCAGGCCGAGCGAGGCCCCCGCGGGCGCGUGUCUGGCGCCGACACCGCCGCAGGUCUGCGUGGAGGCAGGCUCUAAAGUGAGCCGCCAGCACGUGAGAGAAGCAGCCAGGGCCGCACACAGAGACACAGCCUGACGAGCACACUGCAGCCGAGGGGCGAACUGAGUCGAGGCGGUUCGAGGGGUUAACGUCGCUUGCGGUCUAGGCUGUUUUGCUAUCGUUAGCAGGGCUACGGAGAUUAACAGUACGAGAAUAUCUCCAUAAUUCAACCAUAGUGUACUGUACUUUAUGGUUGUGAUGAAAUGCAGGAGAAUGUACGUAAGAUACAACUGCUUUAAUUUCCAAGGAGGGAAGGUUGUUGCGUGAUAUUAUUUGUAGAUUUUGGAGUAAAAUCUUAUCAUGGUUCUAGUAAUAGGAAUGGCAAUGCAUAAAACGUAUUAUGUUAUUUCCUGAAAUUGCUCAUAAUGGUACCGCUAUGAGAAAAAAAGUGUUCAGCUAUGAAAUAAUUACCAAAGCUAGAUAAGUCAUUAUAAAGUAAUCUUAAUAUAAACAAGCCUCAGUUAUUCCAAAAACAAUGUCGUCCGUAGGUGUUCCCAGAGGAGAGGUGGCUUUUCAGAUUGGCGCUGUUUCUCAGCACGAGUUGUGAUCGUACGUUGGCAAAUGUUUACAAGGAAGUACCAGUUAGAUAACCAUAGUUUCUGUGACCUAGAACUAAGCAGUAUAUUAUUCACGUAAAUAUUGAUACAACAAAAACAACACCUGUGCUUUGAGCUUGUGCAUAUUUAGCAGAAUAUGUAAAUAUUUGUUUGGAGCAAAAAAAGAUUUAGUAUAGCGCUGUCCCUUUAAAUAUUUUAAAGUGCAAGCUUUAAUGCCUUGGGUGAGAAAAAAAAUAUGCAAUGUAAAAAAUAAAAAAAAAUCAUAUCAUUUUAUAUAUUUAUAUUGCUAGGUUUAAUCCACACUAUAUUUAAAGAGUAAUAAUUUGCUGUAACAAUGAUUAUUUGUGUAGAUAAGUGGGAUUUUUGGUUUUAGGUUACGUUUGCUUGAUUUUUUGGUGAUUUAAAUCUUACUUUAGCCCGUAGCUUUAACAAGGUGAAUGCAAUGAAGAUAUCAUGUAAACAUUUGUUCAGUUUUAGAAUUAAAAUGGAAGUUUCCUUUUUGUUAGUUUCAUACGAUAAACAUAAUAUAUUGUGAGCUCGUUUUCUUGAGAUAUGUCCAAAAUGUAAGAUAGCCUGGGUGUGGUGCACUGCUGUUUCGCCGUUUCAUGCGCUGAGGUUCCUGCUCAUGCCAGUGUUUUUAUUUCCUUCCGAGUGAAAUUAUUGUUCGUUUAUAAAUCGACGUUUUUCGCCGCUAUUCUCCAAUAAUUUUCACUUUAAAUCACAUGCAAACGUCACUGAAUGAUUUUAUCGUAAUGAUUAAUCGCAACCAGUUGUUUACCAUUGAGUUUGCUGUUCUGUAAUAGCUUUUAAUGCAAGUGCUUGGAAUACAAAUAGGGUUACAGUUCGGUGUUGCCGAGAUGUUUUGCUCAGCUAUUAACGUUGCACUAACAGGCAUGUUGAUUAAAAAUCAUCAUUUCAUCUUGCUCUACGAUCGCAUGAUCCCGGUGCUAAAUCCGUCAUUGCGUUUGGACAAUUUAACCUACAGUUAUUGUUUUCAUGUCGAUGUUACCUUGUUUACAUAAAGCAAAGCCAUGCUGUGUAGUUAACAACUUCAUCUGCUGACGAUUCCACAAGUUGGCACUGCCUUUAAUGCAGACACAACGACCUCUUGAAAGAACGUAAGGGUACAAUUAACUUUAAAAUUGUAAGUGUUUAAAACAUAAUUUACGAAUGUACAGUCAUGUUUUUAGUUUGAGAGAGCUAAUAUAGUGUUCUGCCAUUAUGCAUUUUUCACACCUUUAACAGUUGUCUCCCACACCUGUGCCUACAUAUUUCAAACUUGGUGGCUGGCAUGCUGAUAUGAAAAGAUGAUAUUAAUUCAACACUAGUUAUAAUCCAACUGUUCUUAAUGCACACGUUGAAAAUGUAUGGAUUAUCGGAAGUUCAUUUGCAAUGCCGUUGUGCUUAUUCAUUUGAGUUGUCAUACGAUGCUGGUUUUACUGAAUGUAUUGUGAUUAAACACUUUAAAAGAAA